Molecule: messenger RNA, 1963 nt
Organism: Aphanomyces astaci
Lineage: Eukaryota; Oomycota; Saprolegniomycetes; Saprolegniales; Verrucalvaceae
Exons: 5
Coding region: 56-1915 (619 amino acids)
Molecular function (GO): hydrolase activity, hydrolyzing O-glycosyl compounds
Source: RefSeq, a predicted model, not a curated record
GACAAUUCUUCGACGACUGUUGCACAUAUAGGAUAUCGUUUGACAGACUGCAAUUAUGUCGACGACCCCACGACACAAUGUGGCGAGGAUCGAGUCUCUGGAAGCCCCCGUUGAUUACUCGCGAUUAGACUCGUCCUCGGCGCUGGUACAAGAUGAAGACGAAUCGAAAGAAGACGACAACAACGAAGGGGGUCAGGUAGCCCUAAACGACGUUGCCGACACCAAUUCGAUUUCAUCGCGUUGCCCCAAUACGUGUCUCGAGUCGCGACGAACCAAAGCCAUCCUGCUGUUUGCCCUCACGGUGUUGAGUAUCGGCGGCGUGGCGGCCGUGGUCUUGGUUUUGUUUGGCACGAAGGGCGACGCUGCAAGCCAUUCCUCGGCGAAUGGCUCCCAAACAUCCCUCACGACUGACACCUCCACCAACGUGCCUUCUGUGACGCCAUUUGCCACAUCAUCCAGCAUUCCUUCCAUCGCCAUCCCUACAACCACCACUCCGUCCACGAUCGUCGCCCCUUCAACCACUCCCCCCGUCACGGAGCCCAUCACUUCAACGUCCGCCCCAUCGAUGACGCCAUCGAUGUCCCCUCCCUUGACACCCAACAUCGGUCGGAUUCUCGAUGGCACGAGUGGAACGUUGCCUACCGAAGAAACCAACCCGACGAGCUUUCCAGAUCGAGGGUGCAAACUGCCCAACUACCGAAGCCACGACGGCCAAGUGUUUAUUCAAAACAGCGCGAGUGGGGUCGAAACCCCCGUAGCGAUCAAAGGCAUCAACUGGUUUGGCUUGGACACGGCGGAAAACGUGCCGUUUGGUCUGUGGGCCAACGACCAGAAUGGCACCAACAUCUACGAGAUUGUAUCGUUCCUGGCGCGACACAAGUUCAACAGCAUCCGCCUGCCGCUAAACGUGCGUGGUAUCUUGGCGAAUGGGCCCACGAACGAAAACCUCGUGAAUACGUAUUGGAGUCCGAGCGUGAACCUCACGACGUACCUUGGCACGGUCAGCUCCAUCGUGCACGCAUUUGGGUCUCGCGGAAUCUCCAUUCUCCUCGACUUGCAUUACUUGUCCCCGACCGACAAAGGAGAUGCGUGGUUUAGCGCAACAACUCCCGAAAGCAACUCGCUGGCGGCCAUCGACGCGUUGGCGACCACGUUGUGCAACGACAGGCACUGGAACGUUCUGGGGCUGGAUUUGAAGAACGAGCCGUGGGAUACGACGUGGGGUGACAACGGGGCGCGAGAUUUCAAAGUCGGGGCAGCCACGCUGGGCAACCGCAUGCUCAAGCGAUGUCCGCAAUGGCUGGCGUUCGUGGAAGGAAAUGCCAAGCCGCACACGAUCGACAUCAAAGGCCAGCGCUUCGAGUACUACGACUGGUGGGGUGGGGGGUUGCAGAAAGCGGGCGACUUCCGCUUGGCGUUGGAUGUACCGGCCAAGAUCGUAUGGGCCCCCCACUACUACAGUCCGUCCGUCUACCCCCAGACAUACUUGGUCAAGGACGCCACGCGCGGCAAGGACGUCCUGUACGGGUACUCGGAGUGGACCGACAACGAGUUGAGCGACAUCGUGCGGGCCACGUCGGAAGACAUGUUUGGGUACCUACGUCAUGUCCAAGACAGCGCGAUUGUGUUUGGCGAAUUCGGGGGGCUGUACGCGCUGGACGCACAUCCACUGAAGACGUCCCGGCGGGUGAUCCAAGAUUGCAUGAAAGUGAUGAAGGAGCCAGGGUACGCAGGGGGAUACAUGUGGUCGUUGAACCCCGAGAGUGGCUAUGCAUUCAACCCCAGCGACACGGCCGGGUAUUGGGAAGAAGGGCUGCUCAAGAACGACUGGGUCACGGUGAACAUGGAGUAUUUGCACGCACUGGAGAUCCUCGACGACAUGCCAAACCUCCGUAGCUUUCCCUGCUUCACUUAACUAAAUCAUGUAUGUCUUCCUGUUACACAACAUCGAGGCAGAGUCGAG